Molecule: messenger RNA, 1029 nt
Organism: Haemonchus placei
Lineage: Eukaryota; Metazoa; Nematoda; Chromadorea; Rhabditida; Trichostrongylidae
Source: the annotation of a GenBank genome assembly
AUGGCUUCAGAGGAGAUUGCAUCUCAACUGAUUUCAGCUAAUCUUGUAGUUGAAUGGAUGCAAGGAGGUCUUGUUCUAGCUCGUUGGAUUAUGAUUUUUGUGGAAUUUACUGGCAGAUUCUUCUCCAAUCAGGCUUUGCGGGAAUAUGAUACGGAUUGGUGGGUUCGCCGACCAGCUGCGCCUCAUGCGAAACAUCUCGAGCAGCUCGUUCAUCUCAUAAACGAUCGCUCUGAACACUACACAUUUGUGCUAUAUUACCAACCCGAUGGCUACGAUAACUUUGCUGCAUAUUAUGCGUGCAGUGAGUUGUUUCAUUCCGGUGAUGCUCGCGGACUUGUUGUUGAUUGUUCUGAAGAGAAGGAAAUAUGCAAGCAGCAAGCUGUGGAAACGACUCCAACUCUCAUCGUGUACUCAACAGGAAAGGCCUACAAGCAAUAUCCACAUGCAAUAGACACUUUUUUAAUCAAGGAUUGGGUCAAAACAGUACAAAAUCCUAUCAUUACGAAGCUCAGUGAGGAUUCCGUUCCAUAUUAUCGGGAAGGAAUAGUCCCAGGCUUCGAUUCACCUAGAGCAUCGGUGAUAAUGUUCUUCGCUGCCACUCGGGAUUCUGACACCUUCCGAAAUUACGAACGUUUCGCUCGCGAGCGUCAUGGAGACUUUCAUCUCACUGAACUUGUUGAUCGGAGCAUCGAAAAGUGGGCCCACCAACCAGCCUUUGUCGCGAUGAAGCCGCUCGAAAAACUUUCGAGGGCGAACACACUUUACGAAGGAAUAACCUACGAGAGCAUGGUCGAAUUCGCCGAAGAAAACCUACAUCCUUCAAUUGGUUGUGUUUUCACUCGAGAAAUAACCAAUGAAAACGAGACGGAGCUCGAGCUGUGGCUCAGAAAUGUUAAGGAUAACGAAUGUGAGCAUGCAACUACGGUCGAUAUGAACAUCUUAGUAUCCCUGAGAAAUUGGGAGCGUGAAGAAAAUCUUCGACGACUGCUGAGGAAUAAAGAUGCCUUAGACCACCAUGAGGAGUUAUAG